Messenger RNA from Lodderomyces parapsilosis, 216 nucleotides. RefSeq lists its product as uncharacterized. The record is from RefSeq and is a predicted model, not a curated record. Bases 1 to 216 code for a protein of 71 amino acids. Gene Ontology annotation, biological process: intracellular transport; protein secretion. The transcript has 2 exons. Lineage: Eukaryota; Fungi; Ascomycota; Pichiomycetes; Serinales; Debaryomycetaceae.
AUGUCUGCAUUAUUCAAUUUUCAAUCGCUUUUGCAAGUGCUACUUCUCCUCAUUUGCACAUGCACGUAUGUUCAUAGCGUGACACCAGCACUUCUAGAUAACAGGAAAACAGGAGUCUUGAGUGUGUUUUACAAAUUUGCCAGAAUCGGAGAGAGAUUGAGUCCUUACGUUGCUAUUGGUUGCUUUAUCAUGGCUUUUAAUACAUUGAGUUCUUAG